AUGGAAGGUGUGAAUGUGAUUGAGAAGAAUGAAGUUAAUAAUACUAAUGAAGGUAGCAAAGAAUGUGAAAAUGGUAGUGAUCUUGUGAUAAUGGAAGUUUUUGCAUCUGAUAGUACUAGUUCACAUGGAAGUGAAGUUGAAGAGAAAAAAGAUUCGGGUUGCGAGGAUUUUGAGAAACAAGUCUUGGUAUUACCAGGGCUAGAGGUUGAGAUGAUGAAGGAAAGAUUUGCGAAAUUGUUACUUGGAGAAGAUAUGUCAGGUUGUGGAAAUGGAGUCCCUACAGCAUUGGCUAUAUCUAAUGCCAUAACUAAUCUAUGUGCCACUAUUUUUGGCCAACUUUGGAGAUUGGAACCAUUGUCAACAGAGAAGAAAGCAAUGUGGCAAAGAGAGAUGGAAUGGCUUCUCUGUGUUAGUGAUCAUAUUGUUGAAUUCAAACCUAGUUGGCAAAUAUUUCCAGAUGGAAGCAAGUUUGAGGUCAUGACUUGUAGACCACGCUCAGAUCUUUACAUCAAUCUCCCAGCUUUGCGAAAACUCGACAACAUGCUUCUUGAAAUACUAGAAGGUUUUGUCAACACCGAAUUCAGGUAUAUCGACGAAGUUGUUAUGGCCUCAGACGAAGAUGGUUUAUCCUCUUUUCCCCGGUCGGUUCAGAGACAAGAAGAGAAAUGGUGGCUUCCAGUACCUCAAAUUCCGCCUUGUGGUCUCCAUGAAAAUUCAAGAAAACAGUUGCAGAAUAAGCGCGAUUGCGCAAACCAAAUAUCGAAAGCUGCAAUGGCCAUUAACAACAUCACUUUGGAUGAAAUGCAGGUUCCUGAUACCUACUUAGAGGCUCUUCCAAAGACUGCGAGAACCGGUUUGGGAGAUGUUAUCUAUAGAUAUAUUACCUCAGAUAAUUUUUCUCCUGAAAGUUUGUUAGCUUCUCUUGAAAUAUCUUCUGAGUAUGAAGCCAUAAAGAUUGCAAAUAGAGUAGAAGCUUCGAUUUAUAUUUGGCGUAAAAAGAAUAACUUAAAGCCUGCGAAUCGCGCUACGAGGUCAAGUUCAAGAUCAUCAUGGGAAAUGUUCAAGGAUUUGAUUGUUGAAGGAGACAAAAGUGAAAUGCUUAUUGAGAGAGGUGAAAGCCUUCUACUAUCCUUGAAGCAACAUUUUCCUUUUCUCCCUCAAACAUCCUUAGAUGUCAGCAAAAUCCAAUGCAACAAGGAUGUUGGAAAAUCCAUUCUAGAGAGUUAUUCACGAGUACUAGAGAGUUUGGCGUCGAAUAUUGUUACACGAAUUGAUGACCUUCUUUAUGUAGACGACUUAACGAAACAUUCUGAUGAAGUCUCGUCUAUAUCAAAAACCGGUGUUAUUCCUCGCAAGAGUAUUUCAUUUCCAUAUAAGGUUGUGACAAAUUUUCUUAGCAUUGGGAGAAAAGAGGACUAUGGUUGUCCAAUUGAUACAAAGUUGGUUCCAAAACUACAUACAUUUGAUGAAGUGGUGGCAUCUGAAACAGAUAAAGAAUCAAGUGAUUGCAUAGAAGAUUUUAAGCUUGAUGUAAUGGAUCAGGCAUGGAUUGAGUGA
Molecule: messenger RNA, 1557 nt
Organism: Vicia faba (fava bean)
Lineage: Eukaryota; Viridiplantae; Streptophyta; Magnoliopsida; Fabales; Fabaceae
Source: the annotation of a GenBank genome assembly